GAGUGGAGAUAUAACAUUCACCCAGAUAAAAAGAAAAAGCUGCCGCUAACUCCCACAGUGGGUCUGUUUUUAUUGAGCCCCCAACUCAGCAGAGAGCUAUAUCAGGGGAAAAGGGAGGCAACCAGCGGCGGACGGAAGGGGACGCACCGCGGCCAGAACGCACAGUGUUGUGUUUGUUGGACACAUGCAUGCCAGCGAAAACUAGUACUAUCCAGACCUAAGGAAUUGGUUAAGAUAAGGAUAUAGUACCGUUUGAGGGACGUCUUUUUUGACAAUCCAACCGAGGAGCUAUCCAGAGGUUUUCCUUUAUUGCUCUGGAAAUUUUCUACCCUAUUUGCUCCGGGGGAAAUGCAAGGGGAGGAAAUCCAGCCUCAGCUCCAAAUAACCAGAGACUCCUAACUGGGUCUCCUCUCCAAACGCAGGAAAUACGGCCUGGGAAAAAAAGUUUGGGAGCUUUUGGAAGCAGAGGGGGCCUACCGCUGACGUUUUGCACGCGUUUUACGACAUGGUUUUCAAGUAGCCUACUACGAUUUUCUUUAACAUUAAGCGCUUCCACAGAUUAAGUGGAUGCGCUUUCAAAUGUUACAGUCCUUCGGUGUGGUUAUUGCAAGAGUUUUGAUCAUCACUAUUUAUAGACCAGCCUGUUCCGACCGAGGCUGUUCCUCAUAGCUGUAUAUUUUGCCAACUGCGCGCAACAAGUUGCAGACACUCCCAGCAGAGGCAAACCUACACUAAUUUGGGACGGCGGAUGGCAUUUUCUGCGCUUCUCUUUUCGGAUUACGCGUCUUUGAAUAGCGCAUACCCCUGCCCGACCCCCUCUUUGGGAAGCAGAGUGGAAUAAACUGUAGAGAUCCGGAGAGGUGGUUCAGGAAAGGACGGGGCUGGAUUUGUGGGAAUAGGCCUGCCUGUCAGGCCUCUUAUGAUCCGGAUCUUGGACUGGACAGGACUCCAAAAUAACUCAGUCAGGACUAUUUUAAUGGGCCCUCUGGAAUCAAUCUGAAAGGAGAAUGUAUAUGAAUAAGGAUUGCAAAUCCUUAGCCCGCUGAGGCAUACAUGGGGAAGGUUGUAGUGGAAGGUAAAGUCGUUUUAAUCACAGAUCACCCAGUUUAAAUAAUUAACACAAUGUACAGUUGUUAAAGUUUUAAACUGGCAUUACUUUUAAUGUUAAACCUUUACUGCAUAUAAAGUCAACUACAACACUUUAUGUGAAACGAUGAUAGCCUUUCCGGUGAAAAAUCAUUAUUUUCUUUUAAGAAUAUAUGUUUUUUCUUUACAGUUUUGAUGCUGUAUAGUGAAACCUAAUGCAUUCAACACAUUUUAUAUUUGAGCACUACUGGUUUUUCGGAACCCCACUAAUUGGUAGGUGCUUUAAGGAGGGAAAGAAAGUGUAAAUGUGCCAUUCGUCGCGCGUGUUGUUGAGAUAAGAGGGACAGUGUAACUUUUGUAGACAAUUGGCUCUGCACAGCUGUUGACAGCCUGUAUCUGCUCAUACAGCCCUGGAACUGAGCUCUGUUUUUACGCAGACAACGUUAUUUUUGGAAUGAAGACAAAUCUGGAAGCUGUCUGACUUCGUAAUGUCAGCAGCAUCGAAAUAUUACGCACAUCCAGAGGAGGUCAUUUCCAGUCAUGUAACGUCAGGACCGACUUGAUCUAGGCAUACAAAAUCCGUUGCAUCACCAACCAGUCCUUUCCGAGAAGGAUGUUCAGUUCAGAAGGCAGAAAGAGUGAUGACAGUGUUUUUACCGCAGCUGGAGAGAAAGCCGGGCUCAAACCCAGAGCCUCUUUGGAGAAGGAUACGUGUAAUGUGAGUACUGACGCAAACCCGGGGCUGGAUAAUGAACUGCUCAAGAAACUGGAACGGCGCGUUUUGUGUGAGUGAGUGUGCAGGCUGCUGUUUGCGUAGCAAAGACAUCUGUGCCGUGAUCACCAUCCAUGAGCUGUGAUUAUUCAACCAAACACCUUUGCUCUCUCUCCCUCCUGUCUGUCACUCUCUUCCUCCUCCGUGCCACAUGUGCACUCACGCGUCUAAUUGCCUGAGGGCCAUCAUAAGAUAUUAUUAAUAUUUAACACCUCUCCCGCACCCAUCGGUCCCUCGCCACAGCAGUCAAUAUGGCCACACUGCCACACCACAGACAGCUUCCCAGGCAUGGCACGGAAGUGAGCUGCGACUCUAGCGGGGAUGGCGCGGUGACCGUGCGGAUUUCCAACAGCGCGCCACACGUGCCUCAACAUGAGCCCCUGAAGGCUGCCAGCAGUGGAGCAGGGGGAGGAGGAGCUGGAGGCCAUGGGGCUGUGAGUAAAACGAACCCCAACCCCCACAAAUACAGUAUCUCCUCCAGCUGCAGCUCAGCAGACUCCAGACCAGCUGGGACUUCCACUGACAGGGAGCAGAGGAAGGCCCCUCCUCUGUUCGAGCGCUCUGCAGCUCAGUGCUGGGACCCCAAAUUUGACUCCCCCAUCUUAGAAGACGCUUGCCAAGAGAGGUGCUUUCCUCAGACACAGCGGCGCUUUCGUUAUGUCCUGUUCUACCUGGCGGUUGCAGCUGUACUCUGGGGGGUGUACUUUGGGGUCAAUAGUGACCGCUGUCACCCCAUGACCUUCCUAGCCCCCACUGCCGCCUUUUUAGUUGUCCUAGUGAUCUUAUUUUUGUUCACCUUAACACAGCCCUACACAUGGCUGUACAACCAAACCUCCUUGUUCCUGAUCGCGGUCACCUUUGCCAUCACCUUAGCUCCACAGGUACAGACCGCUGGCUACACUGAGCUGGAGGGGGCUGGUGGCAGGAACUCCUCAUAUCCCUCACCUGACAGAGGAGCAGCACUUCCAACUGCUUGCAUCUCCCCUGUGGGCACGUUUUCCCUGUGUAUGGAGGUUUUGUUGUUGUUAUACAGCGUCCUUCAUGUCCGUCUGUAUGCCUCAGUGAUAUUGGGUCUCCUAUAUUCUAUAUUAUUUGAGGCAUUAGAAUGGCUGCCGUUGCUUCAAAGGAGUUAUGACACUACUGGAUGGGGGACAGGGUUAGAGGGUUCAGCUUCGGAUUGGGAAGGAGACACCCUCCGUUGGCUGGGCCCGGGCAAAGCUCUGCUCCACUUGUGUGCCCAUGUCAUUGGCAUCCACCUGUUCAUCAUGUCGGAGGUGCGUUCCCGCAGCACCUUCCUCAAAGUGGGCCAGGCCAUCAUGCAUGGCAAAGACUUAGAGGUGGAGAAGGCCUUGAAGGAGCGAAUGAUCCACUCUGUGAUGCCGCGGCGGGUUGCAGAUGAGUUGAUGAAGCAAGGUGAUGAUGAGGGUGGUGGCGAGAGCUCUGGCAAGCGUUAUUCCUCAGGUGCCUGCUCCGCUUCAGCUGUCUCAGUGGGUGGUGGAGGAAGCGGUGGAGCUUCACAAGCCCAAAGUGCCUCAAGCACAAAGAACUACCCUUACAACAAUCACAAACGCAAGAAGACCUCCAUCCCCCGGGGACAGAUCAUCUUCCGGCCGUUCAACAUGAAACGCAUGGAGCCUGUGAGCAUCCUCUUUGCAGACAUUGUGGGUUUCACUAGAAUGUCUGCCAAUAAGUCAGCGCCAGCGUUGGUUGGCCUUCUCAACGAUCUGUUUGGACGUUUUGACCGGCUCUGUGAGCUAACCUGUUGUGAGAAGAUCAGCACACUGGGAGAUUGCUAUUACUGUGUAGCUGGCUGCCCUGAGCCCCGUCCAGAUCAUGCCAACUGCUGUGUGGAGAUGGGCUUGGGCAUGAUCCAGGCCAUCGAGCAGUUCUGCCAUGAGACAUGCGAGACUGUCAACAUGCGGGUCGGCGUCCAUACCGGCACCGUGCUGUGUGGGAUCCUGGGAAUGAAGCGCUUCAAGUUUGAUGUGUGGUCAAAUGACGUCAACCUGGCCAACUUGAUGGAGCAGCUGGGCGUGGCGGGCAAGGUCCACCUGUCAGAGGCUACUGCUCGAUUCCUGGAUGACCAUUACCAGAGGGAGGACGGACGGGUGGCAGAGAGAGCUGGGGAAAGUGUGGUCGAGAAACUAAAGGGGCUGAAAACCUACCUGAUCUCAGGAAGGAAGGUGGAGCUGGAUGUGCAGUGUGGCUGUUCUCAGGUGGGACUGUCAGGCGGAGAGUUGGUUGGGGUGGGCCUGACCUCCUUUCCUCAGCCCUGCACACCGGACCUCAUCCCCGGGGGAGCACAAGCUGCUGAGCCCCCGCUACGCAACCAACCUCUGGACAGGAUCAGGCCUCCCUGUGUGUCCCGCAGUGUGGCGUUGUCUCCGGGGGCAGAACAGUGUGAAGAUGUGGCUGUGUUGAACGGCUGCCAGGAGGACCACAAGACCAGCAGUGCCAAGUUCACCCAAGGUCAGAGCCCACGUGCAGCCAAUGGUCUCCUGAGUCCCCCACUGGAGGACCCAGUGCGAGCCAGCCAGAGCUCCCUGUGCGACAUGCUCCAGGAGAAAGAGAAGAAGACGAGCACCAGCACAGGGACCGGCACCAGUCUAGGCAUGGCGGGCGGUGCGGGGGCAGCGGGCACGGGAAUGGAUCACUCCGCUCUGAUUCAGUUGCGGGCAAAGAACUUCAGAGAAAAGAGCGACGUCCACUUUGUGGAUGUUAUCAGGGAGGACAGUCUGAUGAAGGACUACUUCUUCAAGCCACCCAUCAAUAAGAUCAGCCUCAAUUUUCUAGAAAGACCUCUGGAGAAAGCCUAUCGCAGCAGCUACAAGGAGGAGGUGAAGAACCAGGCUCAAGUGCAGACAUUUGCGAGCUCCACCUUCAGCUCCUUCCUGGAUGUUCUCCUCAGCUGUUUUUUCUUUUUGGCUCUGACUCUGGCCUGCUUCCUUCCUCCUCUGGUGAGCCCUGCCAGUGUGGGCCCCCCGGCCCCUGCUGCCCUGGCCGUGGCCCCCCUGGCUGGCCUGUUAGAGCUGGCCUCCCUGGUGCUGUCCAUACGUAUGGCCUUCUAUCUGGAGGAGGUGAUGAACUGUACCCGCUCGCUGCUCCUGGUGGUCUCUGGAUGGGUCCCCCGUCAUGUGAUUGGGGCUGUGUUGGUCUCCCUACCUGCCAUCUCUGUCUUGUCCCACCUCAGCUCCAGUGUCCACUUGCCACUCCAGGUGACCAUGUUCUUGUGCUGCGCCACCAUCCUGGCCAUCAUCCAGUACUGUAACUUCUGUCAGCUCAGUUUCUGGAUGCGCUCCGUCCUGGCCACGGCGACCGGGGUUGCACUGCUGCUGCUGCUGUACAGCCCUUUACACAGUGGUGGUAAUAACAGCUCUCCAGUUCAUGGAUUGAAUAUCUCCUCAUCCACUGUUGGAGGAUCAGCAUCAGGCACUCCUGGCCCUGAACGUCCUCGGCGAGCCCUUGACCUCCUGGUCCCAGAGGCCGUCCUGGCCUUCUUCCUGCUUCUUCUCCUGGUCUGGUUCCUCAACCGCGAGUUCGAGGUCAGCUACCGUCUACAUUACCAUGGAAACGUGGAAGCUGACAAACACCGCUUUAAGAUCCAGACGAUGCGAGACCAGGCCGAGUGGUUACUGGGCAACAUCAUCCCCAUCCAUGUCGCUGACCAGCUCAAGGUGACCCAGAGCUACUCCAAGAAUCACGACAGUGUGGGCGUGAUCUUUGCCAGUAUCGUAAACUUCAGUGAGUUCUAUGAAGAGAGCUACGAGGGCGGUAAAGAGUGCUACCGUGUCCUCAACGAGCUAAUUGGAGACUUUGACGAGCUCCUUCGCAAACCCGAGUUCAAAAGCGUGGAAAAGAUCAAGACCAUCGGUGCCACCUACAUGGCAGCGUCGGGACUGAAUGUCCGGGAGCUGGCUGAGGAUGACAAUGAGUCCAUCCACGCUCACCUGCGGGAACUUUUUAACUUUGCGCUGGAGAUGAUGGGCGUCCUGGACGACUUCAACAAGAACAUGCUGGGAUUUGGUUUCAAGCUUCGAAUCGGGUUUAACCACGGCCCACUGACAGCUGGGGUGAUCGGCACCACUAAACUGCUCUACGACAUCUGGGGAGACACGGUGAACAUAGCCAGCCGCAUGGACUCAACAGGUGUGGAAUGUCGUGUGCAGGUGAGCGAGGAGAGCCACACUGUGCUCAGCGCCAUGUGCCUCGAGUUUGACUAUAGAGGCACAGUGAAUGUUAAGGGAAAAGGUCAAAUGAGGACCUUUCUGUACCCCAAAAUUGGGGAAAGUAUAAAUCAAGAUUGUACGGAGCUGGGGUACAGUCCCUCAUCCUUGGCACCAACAGCCAAUAAGACUUCAGGAUCUGUUGCCCAGGCAGCAGCUCUUCCUCCCUCUUCUUUCACUCCUCCCUCCUCCUCUCUUUCCACACUCCCUGUUCAACCAGAAAGGCCUUCAAUAGCAGGACCUGAGCAUGAGCCCACAGAGGAGAGGGAGGAGGGAUAUAGGGACUCUCCACACCACCCUGCCACAGACUUUCCCCUCACUCCCCACUCUGAACUGGACUCAGUGCCCUCCUGGGUACAACCUGCUCCUCUCGCGAUUCAAGAGGAGGAGGAUGAAGAGAUGGAUGCCAACGAGCUAACAAAACUCAAUGAGGAGUUUUACGCUCGACUCUGAUCCGUCCUCUCCACUUUCCCUGUCUUCAAUUCCCCCAAUGCCCACAGCUGCUGACGCUACAUGACCGAUUGUAGGUGCGGGCAGGUGUAGUGUUUUCGGCACAGAUGAAGGAGAGGGAAAUCAACACAAACAAUGGCUACAGUUGCUAUACUGGUAGCUACUAAUGCCGUUCCUGGGAAUGUUGCCUCAGUGCUGGGGUGGGUAAGCCCUGUGUUGAACACAGCAGUGUUAAGGUGAGAAGGCUGAAUGGGGGUCAGAUAAACAAAAGUGAAUUUGUUUUGUUCUAGAUGUUUUUGUCUUAUUCAUUUUUGCUAUUAAGUGCCUUCAGGACUAGAUCAGUGAACGAACAAAUAUGAAUACCGAACAAAGUUUUAAAACUUUACACUACGGGACAUGAUGUGGUUUCAUACUACAUGCUUUUAUUUUCAAUGCAAGUAUUUCUUAAACAAUAUUUUUGUGCCAUAUUAGUUGUUUAAACUUGAUCAAACUCUUGACCUUUCUAAAGGGAAAAUUAUUUUAGUUUCUAUGUAAGUGCCAGUGCAUUAUGAUGGGCUGAGCAGGGAACUACGGGAAGAAUGAGGGAAUCACAUGAAGCAGUGUUAAUUUAUGCUCUGCGAUGACUUGAGGGCUUUAUGCAGUAUUCAUUUGUGCUAGAGUUUAGGUAAAAGGGGACAUGCUACAAGCAGGCUGCAUUGGUUUUAGUUUGUGUAGCGGCUAAAUGCACAUUUUUAAAGCACAGGUCUUGCACAGUGUUUUCUCGACCACUUGUAUUUGGUAGCUUUUACAGUGAAAUAGCUUAUAAGGACGAUUCAACAGAGUUCUUUUCCAUCACAACGAGUACAAUCAAAAGCACAAAAUCGAAACAGAUAAGGGAAUAUACAUUUGCAGUAAAGGUUUCGAUUUUUGAACUGAGAUCAUCACAAAAGCAGGAAGGCACUUUAAAUAUACCUAAAGUGAUACUCCACCCAAGAUCCAAAGUGUCAACUGAGUAUUUUUCUACAAAAUAAGUAAAACAACCAUACAUCUCUCAAUAUUAUCUGACUUAUCUGACAUGUAGGUCACAAUCCCAACAACAGGGCACUAUAGUAUUUAAAAAAAAACACAGAUGUUUUGGGGCAUUUUUGAUUACAGCAAACAGUAGAGCAAAAAAAAAAAAAAAGAGAGGGAUGGAAAUUGACAUUUAAGAAUGGUUCCAGGCCAUGCGUGAUACAAAGGGUGUAAGGGUUCAUUACUCCCGGGCCAGCGGCCUGCCCCUGGGCACUGUAGUUCUUAGCAAAUGUUUCUCUAAUCAGAGUAAAUACUGCAUUUGUUCGGGACUGUAAUCUGUGGUGGGCUAGAGAGUAUUUACAGCAGCAGGACAGUGUAUGUGGGAUUGACUAAAAAAGAAACUAAAUAAUUUGUUUUUGUUGUAAUGAAGGAACAUCAUGGCUCAUCAAAGUGUUAUGUGUUAACUAGUUUUUACAUAACAACAUAGCUCUAAGGCUAAAUUCAUUCUGGAUAUUUGGUCAUUUGUUAUUAACCAUAAGAAAAAAUAUGUUCCCUUUAAAGCCGACAGGGGGUUGAGAGUUUGAUACUCAAGAGAUUUUGCACGGAGUAUCACUUGAGGUGAGACUGUUCUUGGUAUGAUAUUAACAGCAUCAAAGCAGAGAUCUACUAGUUUUUGCAGGGCUGCGUUUGAAACUUCACACUCAGAUUGAGUUCCAUUGGUUGCCUUCCUGGCCAGUCCAUCACUAUAGAUUUGUUCAAUAGUUAAGUAUUGUUUUCCUGGGUGGGACUUUUAACUUUAUCCUGUCACAGCCUUUAUACGGAUGGGGCCCUCUUCUGUAUCAAUAUACCUAAAUUGUGCCACUUUAAUUGAGUGAUCUAUAGGUGCAGUGCAACCUAAACUAGCUGAUUGUUUUGUGGUGCCUACAAAGUAUGACUGUAUUUUUUGAGUAUUUUUGGUUUUCAGAAAGUUUUCUAUCAUGCUGGUUUCAUACUGACAAUAUAUUAUGAUUGUAUGUUUGAGAAAAGUAUGCAUCUUUCUGUGCAGGUUUAGCUUUUUUGUAAAAUUCCAUCCUUUUUUGUCAUUUUUCUUGCUCUUUUUCCAGUUUCUUUAAUUAUCUGAUAAACUGGUCGCCUUGAAUAAUGCAGUGUUAGUGUUCUCAUCGAACUGCUGGCAUCUCUGUAGUUCGCUUUGCUCUUUUACUCUCUUAAGGCUUCUUUCUUUACUCCUUUAAGCACUUGUUUCCCCUCACACUUUGUGUGUAUGUGUGCGAGAAAGAUAUUUAAUUGCUUAUCCAAGUCAAUAACAUGUUGAAGAUCACUGCAGUAUGAUGCAAAAACAAAUGAAUCACCAUCAUGGCCGCUGUUAAACAUGUUGCAGUUGCUGGCUUAUAUGUAAACAAAUGACACCAACAAUGUUGCAUUUAAAAAAGCCAUGAAGUUGGACAUCUGCAAACCAUAUCAACAUAUCAACGUUUGAGAUAAAGAAUCUUGCCAUCCUUAACUCUGCCGUUGUGCACUCUCAAACAUACACAUCUUGUGCCUUUGUGUUAGUCAUAUCUUUAAUCAUUGUUUGAGAGCUGUGAUUAUUUGUAUCAAAUAAUCAAGAAAACCCAAGUACGGUAGCUUAAAUACCCUGAAAAUCCAAAAAGUAAAGACACAAAAAUAGCUACACAAAAUAUGUUCUAACAUUCACAUCUCUCAUUGUAAUCACCUCUUAAUACAUAUUCUCAACACGUUCAAGUUUGCCAAACCCAACAAACAGACCAAACAAAAUUAUCAAAACAGAUGAGGAUAUAAGGUAUCUGUUUUUAAGGAAAGUCAAUCCUUGGUGUCAUGUAGUCCUUGUAGCGCACAUCUGCACACACUUAUGAAUAAAAUAUCAAAGUGAACACUACCGGCUCUGCGAUCUGUGACACAGUUGGGCGGCGAGAAGUGAGUGAGAUUUUGAAUGCCUGGGAACAAGUUUUCUUUUUUGCCAGAAUACUCUCUCAUUUUUGAGUUUGACUCUGAAACAUACUAUCAUCUAUUUUGUCAUUUUCAUUCUUUCUAAAAAUUAUGUUGAUCAUUACGAAUGUAUUGGCUACGCGCAUGAUCCUCCAAAUCACUAUGCUUUGCUCAUUUUAGGUUACUUGGAUUUUAUUCUUUUCUGACAGUUGAUUUUUAGAUAAUGUGUUUAUGACAAGAUUUGUUUUAGUUCAAGCAGAAGAAAAAAAGUGUCCUUUGAUGUCCAGCAUUUAAAAAUGUAAGAAAACAAAGCCAAGUGCAUUUGAGGCAACAUUUAAGGCAUUUAGUCAUCCUUUGUUGAAGAAAUGCAAUUUUGCUUUGUUAAAAGCAAUUAAGGGAGAUUGUGUCAAGUGGCACUAGGUAUAAUCCUCACAGCAAAAUAACAUUGCCUAAUCACUCAUUUAAAUGGUGACUUUUCCACAUCUUUUCAUUAUAAAUUCAACCCUGAUGUGAUUUUUAAUUACACUGGGACAGAAAUUAGUCUUUUGAUCAAAAAUCUUUGUGUAUUUGUUUUUAUGUCCAUGAAUGAGAUUAUUCAGAAAGAAAUGAGAGUAUUAUGUUUGUUUUGUGCACAUUACCCAUGUAUCAUUUAUCACCACAUGAUCGUAAUUUGUACACAUUUGCACAAAGCACUCAGUGUUUGUACAUAUGCAGUUAUUUUAUGUCACUUAUGAUUUUUUUAUACUUGUGCAUGUGUCAGAUUUUGCCAGAAAAACAAUGAAAAGUGACACGUAUUAUAAAAAUCGAUUUGAAUUUG
Eleginops maclovinus (Patagonian blennie) is the source of this 10282-nucleotide messenger RNA. RefSeq names its product adenylate cyclase 9 (gene adcy9a). The coding region runs from base 2110 to 6534 and encodes 1474 amino acids. Gene Ontology annotation, biological process: cyclic nucleotide biosynthetic process; adenylate cyclase-activating G protein-coupled receptor signaling pathway; intracellular signal transduction. Gene Ontology annotation, cellular component: plasma membrane. The transcript has 11 exons. Gene Ontology annotation, molecular function: adenylate cyclase activity. NCBI's taxonomy places the organism in Eukaryota, Metazoa, Chordata, Actinopteri, Perciformes, Eleginopidae. The record is from RefSeq and is a predicted model, not a curated record.